CCCUUCCUGUAUGUACCUUUGACUAAAGGGGACCUGUUUUAUCGCUGUUACUUCGUUUUGACUCGGAUAACUGUCUGACUGGUUGAUAGUCGAGCCAGGUAGCUACCGGCGAUUGACAUAAGUUCUUUUUGUCUGCCCUUCCUCUUCAGCUCAUUCUCUUAAGAUGCCAUCAAGUAAGAAUCAAGUGACAGAAGCAGAGGUGCAAGGCUGGGGUAUGGCUGAAGUUUGUGAAUGGUUGAAAUCCUCCAAACUCGAGUCGUGCAUAGGAGAAUUCCAGUCUCUUCAGAUAGAUGGGCAGAGACUUUUGCUAUUGACCUGGGACGAAUUCAAGACCUUAGAAUCAAUGAAAGAAGAGAAGAAAAAAAAACUUUUAAAGAAAGCACUCGGGAAUUUGCCUGGUCGGGCCCCUCUAAAGAAAGAAAAAAAAGCAGCAAGUGCUCAAAAGAAAGGCAAUAAAUCUGAUCUUGCUCCUCCUAAUCCUGUUGGGGGUUAUUCUCCUAGUCCAAUUGGUGGAUAUCCUCCAAGUGGAGCAGAGGCACCAGCACUGCCUCCUCGUCCAGGACGUGGGGGCCCCCUCCCUCCUCCCCCCUCCUCCUCCCCUCAGCCUCCGCCUGCUAAUUUUCGUCCGUCUCCCAAUCCUCCUCGUUCCGGCCCUCCCUCUAAUUUUUCAGCUCCUCCGCCUCUCCCUUCGUCUCAGCCUCCUCCAUUGCCUUCUUCCCAGCCUCCUCCAUUGCCUUCUUCCCAGCCACCUCCUUUACCCUCGUCCAUGCCUCCGUCCCGUUUGCCGGGUCCUCCAAAUAUGCGUCCGCCUCUGCCUCACCCUGGGGUAGGACCCCCGGGAUAUCCUGGACAGUUUCAGGAUGCUUCAGGAUAUCACGACGAAGAGUCCGAAGACAUUUAUGAUGCUGUCCCAGAUGAAAAUCAGCAAGAUGAAUCUGAGGAUAUUUAUGAUGACGGCAAUAUGGAGGAUGAAAAUGAAGCUGAGGACUCUUUUGAUGACGCAGAUGACGAUGAAAUUGAGGAUGAGUAUGAAGAAUCGGCAACAAUUCAGCAGCAAAUGGGAAUGACUAAUAAAACAAAUGUACAUUUGGCAGUUCUAAAGGCCAAGUUCCAUGCACACGGAAUUGGUAGUAAUACUCUUGAUGGAAUGCAGAUGGGUCUUGGUGGUCCUGGGACUAAUGAAGAACCAAUAGAUGAUGAAAUAUAUGAUCUUCCGCCCGAGGGAGAGAUUCAAGGUUUCCAACCAGCUCCACCUCCAAUGGCCCCACCUCCGCCAAUGGGGCCUCCGCCCGACCAGCAACCAAUAGAUGAUGAAAUCUAUGACUGUCCACCAGAAGGGAUUGAGGGGAUGACACAAGACGACUUUGGGUAUGGCGAUAAUGAAGAUAUUUACGAUAUCGCUGAUGACGAUAUGACUGGUCAAGGAGAGCCCCCUCCAGUUAGACCCCCUAUGGGUGGGCCAAUUGGGUCCCCUGGGGUUUCAAUUAUUCGUCCUCCGAUAAGACCACCACAAGGACAACCUCUUCCAGUACAUGAUAUGCCCCGCCCACCUUUAAACCCGCCAGAAGAAGAUGAAGAGAUUUACGAUUGCAUGGAAGAGGAAGAAGAGCCUCAGGUUUCAAAACCACCAGCACCAGCUCCUUCGUUUGGUAUCGGAAUGAGACCUCCAAUGAGACAACCAAUUGAUUCAGUUUCCCCUUUAGCCCCGCCUAUGCUUAGACCGCCUAUCAAUCAGACAGUUGCUAAUGUUCAAAAAAAUAAACUGCAAUCGACAGCAUUCCAGCAAGCUCCACCUCGUCCUGGGUCGGGAAGCAAACCAACAAGUUUUCAAGAGAUUCAACAGUCAAAGUUACUGGCCACAUCAGGACAGGCUCCUCCUCCCAAACCACCUUCCUCGACCAAGCCUCCAGCUGUCCCACCUCCACCACCCGCUCCAGCUCCUCCGGUAGAAGAUGAUGAUGAUGAUGAUAGUGGAGCUAGUGGUGGUGGUUUAGCUAGUGAGCUAGCAGCAAUGAAGAAGAGAUUAAGAGGAGGGUCUAAUGCUACUCCACCAAUUGAAAGAAAAUCUACUUCAUUUGAGUCUUCAAAGCCACCGCCAGUUGCUCCUCCUUCUCCUGCCCCGCCUUCGUCCGGAGGUGAUCUUGCAUCAUCGAUAGCUAUGGCACGCAAUAGGCUUAGAUCAGGAACUACGAAAGAGCCUUCACCCAAACCACCAGCCGAGCCCCCAAAACCAAAAUUUGAAUUUGCAAAGCCGCCACCAAAGGAACCUGAACUGCCUAAGAAAGCCACACCACCAUCGUCUCCAAAACCACCAUCGUCUCCAAAACCACCUAAUGUUCCAAAACCAUUGACUGCUGAGAAACCAAAACCUCCCAAGCCCGGGCUCAAACCAGCAGUUGCUCCUAAAGGAAAACGAGUUGCGGCAUUGACUGGAAAGUUCCUAGACACGGGAGAGAAAGAUGUCGGAGGGUCAGGAGGCGGAGAAAAGAAAGCUGCUAUUGAGCUCGACCGCAGUCCGUUGACUGGCCGUAAAGUUGAUAGGAAACAGUCUGUAAAAGAGCUGACUCAGCGUUAUUCCUCCGAGAGUGAAGAAGAACCUUCUCCGAGUCAUAAACCAUCGAUUCUACCACCAAAAGUGGGAGGGGACUCUUCAGGAAAUGCGGCUAUGAAUGUAUUUAAAAGAAAACAAAUGGAAGCCGAGAAUGAAGCUCCCCCACCUCCAAAAUUACCCGGCAAACAGCCAGCGCCUCCACCAACCUCUUCUCCAUUCAAUAAGGCUCCUCCAUCCCCAGGAACAACAGCUCAUGAAGGACCUAAAGAUCCUUUCAGAAGAGGAGGAGGAGGGGAGCAACCUCCAUUGCCUGGUCGUUUCCCUCAAGGUAAUGAUGCUCCAGCUCUUCCUAAUAGACCACGUCCAUCAUUACCUGAUGGACCACAACAGAACAGUGCCCCGCCUCUUCCUGGAAGACCACUACCACAACAAAACAAUGCCCCACCUCUUCCUGGAAGACCACUCCCACAACAAAAUGGUGCCCCGCCUCUUCCUGGAAGACCACUUCCACAACAGAACAAUGCUCCUCCUCUUCCUGGAAGACCGCAAGAUGAUGUGCCACUACUUCCUGGUAGACCACGACCACAACUAAACAAUACUCCUCCCUUAAGGCCACCCCUUCAACAAGAAAGUGCAGCUCCUCCCCUUCCUGGAAGACCUCGUCUUGAUCCCCCACAAUCCCAAGAAGAAGUACAGCAACCUGCUUUCAAGCCUCCAUUAAGGUCUCCUAUAGCAGAAGAGCCUCCAUUACCAAAGAAAGCCGCUGGGCUAUCAUCUCAGAGCUGGUAUCACUCUACACUGGAUCGCAAAAACGCUGAAGCUAAAAUAAGAAGAUAUUCAAAAGAUGGGACGUUUAUUGUUCGUGAUAACACUAGGAACCCUGGUGAGUACUCACUCUCGCUGUGGCAUGAUGGGGGAGUCAGACAUUUAAGAAUAAGAAAAAGAGCAGAUAAGCAAUUUGUUUUAGGCGAAGAGAAAGUAGACGAACAACCAUUUAAAGAUGUAAUAGAGCUGGUUACUCACUAUAAAGAAAAGGAGCCAGUUGUAUUAAAAUCAGGUGGACAGACAUUUCUAAAAUACGAGUGUCCUCACUGAGGCCUCGGUAAUAAAUUGUUUUGUUUCAAUUUUCUGUUUGUCUUUUUAUGAAUGACUCAAUAAUGAUUACUAGUCUUGUUGUCUCCUUUUUAUUUUGUUUCUUAGAGCUUUGUAUUUGUUCUUUAGCCACAUUCCUUUAUUUAUGAUGUGUAAUUUUUUUAUUUCUAAUUAA
This is a messenger RNA of Amphimedon queenslandica, 3818 nucleotides long. RefSeq names its product basic proline-rich protein-like. Gene Ontology annotation, cellular component: cytoplasm. Gene Ontology annotation, molecular function: signaling adaptor activity; receptor tyrosine kinase binding. Gene Ontology annotation, biological process: enzyme-linked receptor protein signaling pathway; cell migration. NCBI's taxonomy places the organism in Eukaryota, Metazoa, Porifera, Demospongiae, Haplosclerida, Niphatidae. The record is from RefSeq and is a predicted model, not a curated record. The coding region runs from base 164 to 3646 and encodes 1160 amino acids. The transcript is spliced from 26 exons.